AAGCCGUAGAAAAAAAAGUAAACGAAGAAGAAGUGAAACACUGAAGAAGAACCUGUUUGAAGAAACGAAGAAGAAUCACCAUCACCAUAAAGGACGUCAAAGUGAAAAAAAAGAAAAGAAGCUCUUCGGACGGGACGUUGAAGUUGUCGCAUCAGCAAGCAUGGCGGGCGAGCGGCGCAACGGCAACCUGCUGGUCCAGAUCAGUCCGCGGCUGCAGGCGUAUCCCGAGGAACUGAUCCGCCAGCGACGCACACGCGACGGCCAGACAGAGUACCUGAUCCGCUGGUGCCUUGCCGAUGUCGACGACGGCUCCGCCUCCGGAGUCAGUAACUCCGGCAGCGGCGGCGGUUCCGGGUCGAGGGGCCCCGACGGCUCCUCAUCUGGGGAUAUGAAAGCCAAGAACAUCCUGAUGUGGAUGUCCACGGAGGACGUGUACGCCAAUUGCCCCGCCCUGCCCGGCAAGAGGAAAGCCGACACACAGCGCGCCGCGCGGCCACAGGAGAAGCCGAGCGGCGGCGGCGAGGCCGAGGGGACCUUUGAUGAGGUGGAGCUGCUAGACAUGGAGGAGGAUGUGAAGAACCUGGUGCGCCGUGCCAGGAAGCAAAUGGCCAAGAAGAGCGAGCUCUCGCUCACCAUCACGCACACCAUCCACGUGCUGAGCGCCUACGCCGCCAUCGGCUCGCUGGCGGCCGUCUUCAAGGAGACCGGUGCCCUCGACCUGCUCAUGGAGCUGCUGUGCAGCAAGGAGACGCAGACCCGACGCAGUGCUAGCAAGAUGCUGCGAGCGCUGGCCUCCCACGAUGCAGGUAACGCGAUGCUGUCGCUCAGCCAGCAGGACGGCAUCGAGCAGCACAUGGAUUUCGACAGCCGCUACACGCUGUUGGAGCUGUUUGCUGAAACCACGUCCUCGGAGGAACACGGCAUCUCCUUCCAAGGGGUCCAUCUGCCGCAGAUUCCCGGGAAGCUGCUGUUCUCCCUGGUUAAGCGUUACCUGUGCGUGACGUCGCUAAUGGACAAACUCAACACGGUGGGAGCCGACUCGGCCUCUGACAGACAGGAAGCGGGCAGCUCCCCCGGCCCCGCCUCUUCCUCCUCCGGGACGGCUCGGCUGCGCAUGACGUGCGAGUUUGAGUUGGCCAUGGCCAUGGCCAACCUGAUCUCGGAACUGGUGCGCGUGAUGGGCUGGGACCGCAAGCAACUCUGGAGCGCGACCCUGCCGCCCGGAGGAGGAGGCGGCGGCGAUCAGGAGGACGCCGCGGCGCCCGCCCUCAGGUCCAUCUUCCAGCCUCGGCUCCGCGCCUUGCCCGCCGCCCCCGCCGUGAGCCGCCCCGCCGCCGCCGUCCCCAAGGCCAAGACCGGAAACGGCUACAAAACACGCUGCGACUUCGCCAGCCGCUCGGCGUACGUGGAGUAUGUGCAGGACCACCUGAAGAGCGGCAUGGUGGUGCGCAUGCUUGAGGACUACGAGGAGGUCAGCGCCGGAGACGAAGGAGAGUUCCGAUACUGCAACGACGGCUCCCCGCCUGUUCAGGUGUACUGGAACGCCCUGUGCCGAACUUACUGGGUCCACUGGCACAUGCUGGAGAUUGUUGCCGGCGCGGGCAACAACGGCCCGGAUGCGAAGGACGCGGCGGACAAGGCCUCGUCCCUCACGAGAACCAUCAGACUGGCGGCAGCCAGCCAGAGCACCUUCCCCAAGCCUCCGGGCGGCCUCUACUCGCUGCCCUACUUGCCCGAGCGUCCGCGGGCGGCCGAGGACGACGCUCAGGCGGCGCUGACUCGCGCCGAGUGGUGGGAGCUCCUCUUCUUUGUCAAGAAGCUGGAAGCCGGCGCGCAGCGGGAGAUGAUCCGCCUUUUGAUGCACAACCUUGGCCAGCAGGAGGCCGAGAUGGGCGACUCCGCGCUGGUGGGCCUGACGGUGCCGGCAGACGUUGUCCGGAAGCUCAUCCGCUACCUGAAGCAACAUCUGCCGCCGUCCUGCUUGGACGAGCUGCUGUGCUCGUGCGCCUUCGCCCGACACUGCGCGCGGUCGGGCGGAGGCGGCCACGAGCGAGAACCACCGGCGGGCGGCGACGACGACGACGAUGACGCUUCCUGCUCGUCGUCUUCCUCCGGGAUGGCCUCCUUCUCCAAGAGAGCCAAGAAGGAACCUAACACUGAUUUGUCCUGCGCCAGCGCCGACGCGGACGCGGACACGGAGAGCGAGCUACCCCAGGAAGAUUGCAGCCUGUAUCCUGACGGCCUGGAGGAGAUGAUGAAGGCCUUUAACGGGCCUCGUGUCCUGGGCAAGAAGACUGUGCUGGAGAAGAUCGGAGAGGUGGUGGACAUCCUCAAGAAAGGAGCCAUGAGAUGGGACCCGCUCCAGAACCUGGCCGGGGUCAUCUUCAUCAGCAGGCUGCUGGAGGACAAUACCACGCCGGACAAAAACCCGGGCCGGAGCGACGCUGUGCAGAGCAUGCAGGACAAAGUUGUGAAGCUGCUGGUCGACCUGCUGGGCUCACCGUGCAGCAACGUGGCCACCCGCACGCUGAGGCUGACGCAUUCGCUCUUGCUCCGAUACGAGUGGAGGGUUUCGUUUGCCACCGAGGGCGGCGUCAAAGCCAUCCUGAUGUGCAUGCAGGAGAUGGCCGACGUGCCGCACGUGCAGCAGCUUGCGCUGGCGACGCUGAAGGUCCUGAUGGGGGCCGCGAAGUACGAGCCACAAGGCGCUGGCAGCGUUCCCGCGCUCUCGGAAUCGGGCGCUCAGAUGAUGCUGGAGAUCUUCGCCAGCAUCGGCUCGGCCACGCCCGAAGGCUCCAAAGGGCCGCUGGCCGCCAUCCCCGCCGCCCUCGACCUCAUGCUGAGGACGCCGGGCUGCGUGCCGGCCGUGCGCAACAGCCUGAUGGUCAUCUUGACGCUGGUCUCCAACCACAAGAGUUUGGCCUCACAGCUGAUGACUUGCGGCGUCACGGCCGUCCUGGAAAAGUGUCUGGCGCUGUCCCAGAAUGAGACCAUGCUGGCCAUCAUCGCCCUCAACCACAUCUUCAUGGCGCAGAAGUUGGACAACAAAGAUCCUCCAGAGCAGCUGGACCUGAAGGACACGCAGCUGCAGAAGUUGCUGAUGAGUCUCAAGGGGAGGACGGCCACUGCCAAAGAAGUCAUCCACACGCUGGAGCAGCUGCUGUGCCAGUCGACGUGUCAGCUGGAAGGCCUGCGUAGCCAGGUCUCCCAAAGUCAGGACAUGUUUCAGGACCUUCUACAUCUGAUGGAGCCACUGCAAGCGGACCGGACCGUCCAGUUGUCCAUCCUCAGGAUCCUGAGCAAGUUUUUGGACAGCUACCAGGAGGACGUGCUGCCCUGGCAAGACAGCAUCAAGCCUUGCCUGGCAUCCAUGAGCGCAUUCAUCAGCGACAAAGAGGUUGUCCAGCAGCUGGUGUCGUUCCUGUACCGCAUGACGUGCGUGAACAAGGACUACGCCGUGGUGAUGUGUCGCCUGGGUACCAAAGAGGUUCUGAUCAAGGCUCAGGAUAAACACGGCGCCGGCCUCAACACGGCGGCCGAACUUCGGGACGUCGUGGCCGAUUGUGACAAGUACGCCAGCCUCUACAACAGCAUGACCACCAGCGUGCUGGCCGGAUGCAUACAGAUGGUGUUGGGCCAGAUCGAGGAGCAUCGGCGCAGCCACGAGCCCAUCAACAUUCCCUUCUUUGACGUCUUCCUCCGCAAUCUCUGCCAAGGCUCCAGCGUGGAGCUGAAGGAGGAAAAGUGUUGGGAGAAGGUGGAGGUGUCGUCCAAUCACCAUCGAGCCAGCAAACUCAGCGACAAGAACAUGAAGACUUAUUGGGAGUCCAACGGGCCCACCGGCUCGCACUUCAUCAACAUCUUCAUGCACAGAGGCGUCAUCAUCAGGCAGCUGGCCAUCCUGGUGGCCAAUGAGGACUCCAGUUACAUGCCGGCCCGGAUCCUGGUUCUGGGUGGAGACGACCCAGGAAACAUUAGCACUGAACUCAACACGGUGAAUGUGAUGGCGUCGGCCAGUCGGGUGGUUCUGCUGGAAAACAUGAACAGAUUCUGGUCCAUCAUUCAGAUCCGCAUCAAGAGAUGCCAGCAGGGCGGGAUCGACACCAGGGUUCGUGGUUUUGAGGUUGAGGGGCCCAAGAACACCUUCUGGCCCGUGUUCAAAGAACAGCUUUGCUGUCGGACCUUCUUGUUCUACAGCACCAAAGCGCACUCGUGGUGUCAGGAGGUGACCGAGGACAAGACGCGUCUGCUGCAGCUUUUCGACAAGCUGAACAGCGCCCUCAGGCACGAGCAGAUGUUUGCCGACCGCUUCCUGCCGGAUGUCGAAGCCGCCGAAGCCUUGGGUCGAACCUGCUGGGAGGCGCUGGUCACCCCCAUCGUGCGCACCAUCACCUCAUCAGAAGGUUGUGGCUCCAGCCCGCUUUCCUGGCUGCUCUGCGAGUACCUGGACAACUUGGACUUGGCCCACCGCCGCUUCAAAAGCAGGGCCGCCAUCUUUAACUCCCGCGUCAGACGGCUGACGCACCUCCUGGUGCACGUGGACAGCGGCCCGGCCGACCCGGACCACAUCGGACCUCCCGUCAAAUCUCAAGGCAAAGAAUCCAAGAACAAAGAUGGCGCAGCGACCGCUUCUUUGUCGGUCAAGCCUCCGGCGAAGAAGAGCAGCAUCGCAGACAUGGCUGCCUGCUGGCAGGUGGUGGUACUGCAGCAGGUGAAGAGCUUUCUGGAAGGCAACUGCGAGCAUCCCGACUUUGUGGAGCGCUACCGCACGUUGUACGUGCGUCUAAAGAAGGCCACAGAGGAACUGUUUGGCCAGCAGACGGCUUUCGUCUUGGCCCUGCGACACGGUUUCUCCGCCGCCUUACUGCAGCUCUCCAUCCUCCGAGCCAUGCACGUGAGCGAGCGCUUCGCUCAGUACGUGGACCAGAUCUUGCAGGCCAAUGGCUCGGUUUUCGGCAGCCCUGAAACUUUGGAGGAAUUCCAGCAGUUUUUGGAGCCCAUGCUCUUCCUGUCGGGCUUGGAGCUGGCCAACACCUUUGAGCACUUCUACAGGUACUACAUGGCCGACCGCCUGCUGGCGCGCACCAACGUGUGGUUGGAAGCUUUUGUGGUGGAGCAGCUGGGCUCGUGCUUCCCCAACCGCUUCCCUCAGCAGAUGUUGAAGAACCUGAGCGAGUCGUCCGAUCUGCGGCGGGACUUCCACCUCUACCGCUUGCAGCAGCUGGACUGCGCGCUGCACGGCCGGCAGAUGGACGACGAGGACGAAGAGGAGUUGGAGCGAGAGACGGAGCAGGAGGCGGAUGUCCGAGUCCUGCUUUUGUCUCCUCGCUGCUGGACCAUCUCGUCGCUCUGCUUCAUGGACGAGCCGUCGAGACACUUCCCGGCCCGGCUGUGUUCCUACCUUGCGCAGUUCGCCCUCUUCUACUGCCACAGCCAGUCAAUGUCUGUCGGAAGUCAGGGUAAGCCCGGGGGUCUUCAGUGGACGUGGCUGGGUCAUGCCGACGUCCAGUUUGGCGGUUUGACGCUUCACGUGUCCACACUGCAGAUGUUCAUCCUGCUGCAGUUUAACACACAGGAGGAAGUGGGUGUGGACUCCGUGCUGAAGGGGUGUGGUCUAUCAAAAGAGGUGGUGCUUCAUGCUCUGCAGCCUCUGAUUGAAGAUGAAGGACCACUCAGCUGCAGUCAUCCGCAAGACCCCUGCCAAGGUGUGUUGCAGGUGAAGCAGCACUCAGCGCAUAACCUGACCAGGCGCGUGGAGCUUCAGCCGCGACAGACGUACUUGAAUGUGGACAAAGACGCCACCGCCGCUCUGGAGACCAAGCGCAACUUCAUCUACUGCCUCAUUGUCAACAUCCUCAAGCAGGAGAAGGAAAUGCAUAUCGACAACCUGGUGUUCAAGGUUCUCCAUUCGUGUCACAAACGCGAAGCGGGCCGGUCUCCCGCUUCCACUCCGGGUCCGGGUGGCUUCAGCUGCAGCACGGGUGACGUUCUGUCCUGCAUUAUGCACGUGAUGAGCAAAGGAUGCGUACGCCGCAACCCGGAGCAUCCUCACAUGGUCGAGUUCCUCCCCGACGAUCCGGCCACGCCGCAGAAGGGACACGCGCACCUCUCCUUGGCCACCACCAACGAUACCCACGGCAGCUCCCCAACGAACCCCGGUGUUUUUUUGGACGGCGCAGCGGUAGACUGCGCUUUGUUUUCGAGCGGUCGCAGCAUGACACCGGAGGAGGUGUCUCAGCUGAUGCGUACCACCGUCCAGCAGGUGGCGGCCACCUUAAGCGUGGACCCGGACCGGGCCGAGCACCUUCUGGUCCACUGCGGCUGGAACGCCGACCUCCUGAUGCGGCGCUACACAGAUGACCCCGAAGGUGCGGCGGCUGCCGCCGGACUCGAAUGUCGGGACCCUCGGCCACCGCCCGGGCCCGAUUCGGCCUGCCCCGUGUGCCUGGUCCCCCGCGGCACCGCCCCCGACCCGCCGCCCUCCCUCAGUUGCAUGCACUACUGCUGCAGGUCGUGCUGGCGGGAGUACCUCAGCGCUCGCAUCGAGCAGAACCUGGUGACCAACUGUAACUGUCCCAUACCCGACUGCCGGGCCCAGGCCACGCCCCGCUUCUUCCUCGCCAUCGUCACCGACAAGGACACCGUCGCCAAGUACGAGAAGGCACGACUGCGAGGCUUCGUGGAGUCGUGCUCCAACCUGACGUGGUGCACCAACCCGCAGGGCUGCGAUCAGAUCCUAUGCAAGGAGAACAUGGGCAGCAUGGGAACCUGCUCCAAGUGCUGCUGGUCCUCGUGCUUCAGCUGCAACUUCCCCGAGGCACACUACCCGGCCAGCUGCAGUCACAUGUCUCAGUGGAUGGACGACGGCGGCUUCUACGAGGGGAUGAGCGCCGAGGCUCAGAGUAAACAUUUGGCCAAGCUCAUCUCCAAGCGCUGCCCCAGCUGCCAGGCGCAGAUCGAGAAGAACGAGGGCUGCCUCCAUAUGACCUGCGCCAAGUGCAACCACGGCUUCUGCUGGCGCUGCCUCAAAGCGUGGAAGCCCACGCACAAGGACUACUACAACUGCGCCGCCAUGGUGAGUAAAGUGGCGCGACACGAGAAGAAGUUCCAGGAUGUAAACGAGAGAUGCACCUUCCAGCACCAGGCCAAGGACUUUGCCGUCAGCCUGGAGAAGAAGGUGUCGUCCAUUAACGAAGCCCUGCAGAUGAAGUCUCUCACCUUUGUCAUCGACGCCUGCAAGAUCCUGGCGCAGGCUCGCAAGGUUCUGGCCUAUUCGUGCGUGUACGCUUUCUACAACCAGGACGGCGACAAGAUGGAUGUGAUGGAGCAGCAGACGGACGCUUUGGACGUGCACACCAACGCCCUGCAGAUCUUGCUGGAGGGGACUCUGCUGCACUGCAGCGACCUGGCCUCUUGCAUCCGUCUGCUGAAAGCCGAGCACCUCAACACGGGCCUGGAACUGAUGCGACGCAUCCAGGAACGCUUGCUGGCCAUCCUGCAACAUUCCACGCAGGAUUUCGGCAUGGGCUAUCGGUCCCAAAGCACGCAGGAUGCAGAAAACACGCACGCGGCCGAUGCGGCCAACCGCGACAACACGGCCGCCAAAGCCUCGGAAGCCGACUCCAGAGACUCGGACAACAACAACCGCGACGACGACGAGGACGACGAUGACGAGUACGACGACGACUACGUCCCCGAGUGGCACGACGACUAUGACGAUUAUGACGACGAAGACGUCGAUGAGGACGACUUCUUCUCGGACGAUGACGAGCCGGGCUUCAGCCUCUUUGACUGAGCGAAACGUCCCACGCGUGAAGGGACGGGGCCGCUCGGGAAGGCACCCGCGGCUACGGUGGCCUCUUCCAAUCCCAGUGCUCCUAUUCGUUUGCGAGUGGUGGUCCCUCGCCGGAACGCCAACGGCCAAAGCAGCAAAGAAGGGGAAAGUCCUCGCAAGAGGUCGCGGGGUCAUAGAAGUCUUGGCUCGCUAUUUGCUCCCUUGCUUCUUUUCUGGAUUGGAUUCAAUCCUUCUCUUACCUUGUUGAUUUGCCCAUGAUGUCUUUGCACUUGAUUUGUUGGCUAUGCACACAAACGACAUGGUCAGUAUUCUCCCUUUGUCUCUGUUUUUUGUUGAAGCUCAAAAUCAGUAAAAAGUU
Messenger RNA from Hippocampus comes (tiger tail seahorse), 8153 nucleotides. It is a transcript of the gene cul9, whose product is annotated as cullin 9. The coding region runs from base 161 to 7795 and encodes 2544 amino acids. Gene Ontology annotation, biological process: ubiquitin-dependent protein catabolic process. The record is from RefSeq and is a predicted model, not a curated record. Gene Ontology annotation, molecular function: ubiquitin protein ligase binding; zinc ion binding. The transcript is spliced from 43 exons. NCBI's taxonomy places the organism in Eukaryota, Metazoa, Chordata, Actinopteri, Syngnathiformes, Syngnathidae.